This is a messenger RNA of Anopheles arabiensis, 2521 nucleotides long. RefSeq lists its product as uncharacterized. The transcript has a single exon. NCBI's taxonomy places the organism in Eukaryota, Metazoa, Arthropoda, Insecta, Diptera, Culicidae. Gene Ontology annotation, biological process: DNA integration. Gene Ontology annotation, molecular function: nucleic acid binding. The coding region runs from base 123 to 2228 and encodes 701 amino acids. The record is from RefSeq and is a predicted model, not a curated record.
AGGAUCUGUGGAAGGAACAGAUCAGUUGGGACGAACCAUUAUCUAAUGUAUUUGAGCAACGAUGGUUGUUCAUCCGUGACAAUCUGGCGCAACUGCAUGAUCUUACUAUUCCUCGAUGGGUGAUGUCUACAUCCAAACCCGUAUGCGUAGAGCUUCAUGGCUUUUGUGACGCGUCCGAAAAGGCCUAUGGAGCAUGCGUUUAUGUUCGUACAGUAGAUCAGUCCGGAACCAUAUCAUCUAACUUACUUGUUUCCAAAUCACGUGUGGCACCCAUAGGAAACUCAAAGAAGGAGCGAAAGUUAAGUUUGCCCAGAUUGGAGUUGUGUGCUGCUCAUUUGCUCGCUCAACUUUAUCAAAAGGUACGUACAUCCUUACAAGCCGAUCUUACAACAUAUUUCUGGUCAGAUUCCACCAUUGUCUUACACUGGUUGUCGUCGCCAUCAUCACGCUGGAAGAACUUCAUAGCAAACCGUGUAUCUGACAUUCAACACCUGACUUCUGAUAACUGGCACCAUGUUCCUGGCGUACAAAGUCCCGCAGAUUUUAUAUCUCGUGGAGCGAACCCUGAUCAACUGGCAUGCUGUCAAUCGUGGUGGCAUGGCCCUGACUGGUUGACUAAGUCACCAGAAUUUUGGCCGAUUCAGCAACAUUUACCUGAUCAUCAAACUAGCAGUGAAGUGCUAGAAGAACGAACCGUACUACUUAACCAGACCAUCGAAACGAAUCCCAUAUUUUUGUUGUACUCAUCUUACCCCAAACUGCAGCAACGUGUUGCAUGGAUACGUCGUUUCCUGUACAACAUCAAACCAGCUAACAACGAUAAACGUCUUUACCCGUACCUCACUCUACAAGAACUUCAAGAGGCAACCAAAUGUCUUGUACGAAUGGCUCAAAAAGUAGUUUUUGGUGCCGAAUUUUUAAGUCUGCAAAAAUCUGGCCAAGUUGAUUCUAAUUCCCGUCUGAAAUCGCUUACCCCAUACCUGGACGAUGAUUUACUGCAUGUUGGCGGGAGACUUCGUCAUGCUGAUGUGUCUCCGUCCCGGAAACAUCCUCUGAUUUUGUCAGCUGGGCAUCCUCUUUCAAUGUUGAUUGCUAACCAUUACCAUUUUUGUUACCAACAUGCCGGAGCAACAUUACUAAUUUCUCUUCUAAGGGAGAAAUUCUGGCCGCUUCGAGCAAGGAACCUGGCUCGCCGAGUAGUUCAUUCCUGUGUGAGCUGUUUUCGAAAUCGACCAACCCCGCUGGAACAGCUCAUGGGAGACCUGCCGCGAGAACGUGUCACACCAACCUUACCCUUCUUACGGACUGGAGUGGACUUAUGUGGUCCUAUUUUCUACAAAUAUCCUAAUCGAAAAGCUCCACCAGUCAAGGGCUAUGUAGCUAUCUUCGUUUGUCUGGUCGUAAAAGCAGUACAUAUAGAGAUGGUUGCAGAUCUCUCUACCAACGCCUUCCUGGCCGCCCUUCGACGCUUCGUGUCACGACGUGGUCGACCACAGCUGAUCGAGUGUGACAACGCGAAAAACUUCAUCGGAGCUUCUCGAGAAGUGGCACAAUUAGCAAAACAAUUUCAAACUCAGCAGUUUCAACAGACCGUUAUCAAAUCAUGUGCCAACGAGAGUAUCGAAUUUAAAUUCAUACCGCCGCGUUCCCCCAAUUUCGGCGGAUUGUGGGAAGCCGCAGUAAAGUCAUUUAAGACUCAUCUCAAACCCACCAUCGGAAACGCCAUUCUUACUUACGAAGAAUUUACUACCUUGCUAACCCAAAUCGAAGCUUGUUUGAAUUCUAGGCCGCUUACACCGAUGUCUUCUGACCCGAACGAUUAUGAAGCUCUGACCCCGGCACAUUUCCUAAUACACCGCUCUAUCGUGGGACUUGCGGAACCAUCUUACGAGUCGAGACCUAUCAACCGACUGGACCGUUACGAGCAGGUUCAAGAGUUUCUGCGCCGCUUGUGGAAUCGAUGGUCAUCGGACUACCUAUUGGGCCUUCAUCCUAAGACCAAGUGGACUAAACAGCGAGAUAACAUCACCCUGGGCACUAUGGUUUUGGUGAAGGAAGAUAAUCUUCCCCCGCAUAAAUGGUGUUUAGGGCGAGUAACGGACAUCGUGAAAGGAGCGGAUGGAAACGUCCGAGUAGUUUUUGUUAGAACUAAGGAUGGUGAAUUCAAAAGGACUAUCUCUAAGCUUUGCGUCCUCCCAAUCAGACAGACUACUUCAGAGGAGUGUUGAAUCUCUUGGUGAUUCAACGGGGGGGGAGGAUGUUGAGGAAAUCGUAUUCCGUUUAGCAUACGUGCGCGCGAGAGAAAGAGAAGGAGAGAGAGGGAACUUAAUCGUGUCGCCGUGCGCUGCUCAACGGGAGAGCGCUACGCGCUGACCGAGAGAAUUCUUAUCAGCUUAACAAGUCGCGUUCUGAUCUCCGUACCAACAGGUCGCGUUUUGACCUCAGACCCAAAAAGUUGCGUUCUGACCAAUCUGUUCUAAAGUGAAAUAAACUUGUGAAUUAACAACAUCUUACAAACAUA